CAGAACUGACCUGCGAUUUAUGACUUGCUAAACAAACCACAAAAUGACCUCCCGUUAUUCAGCAGCGCGUCCAAAGCGUGCGGGUGAGCAAUUUGCUCGUGCCCACCACGGCGAAGACGACGGCGGCCCCUCCUCAAGCAAGAAACCCAAAUUCGAUAUCAGGAACCCUUCAGCACUCGCACCUGACGCGCCAGAAGAAGAUGCGGUUCUCGAGGCAGAUGUUAUUGGGGGUGGGAUUGGCACGAAACGUGGGGCUGUGAAUCUGGAUGGAUAUGAUAGCGAUUCGGAUAAUGAGGGGUUUGACGCUAGGGCUGAGGAGAGAGCGAAGGGAAAGAAGGGGGAGGUAAACCUUGCGGAGGCGCUUGAUGGUUAUGGGAAGGAGGGAAAUAACGGGAAGGCGAAGGUAGAUGAUGAUGACGACGACGACAGUAUGUUUGGUGGGUCAGAGGAAGAGGGUGGAGAGGAUGAGGAUGGUUUGGCUACGAAGAAGAAGAGGAAGGAAGUGAGAUUCUUAGAUGCGGACAAGAUCGAGGGGCAGGUGGAGAACAGUAAGAGUGGUGGACAUGUGUCGAGCAAUUUUGCGCUGGACCCGAAGGGGAAGCUGUCGACUCAUGCAAUGGAUGAUCAGGAGAGCAGUGAUGACGAGGAGGAAGCUGCGCUAGCUGCCCAGGAAGAGGAUAUCGACCAAGAGGUUGGAGCUGGAGGCUUGAAAAGAAACGCCCCAAAAGUCGACGCGUUCAACAUGAAGGCCGAGCAGGAAGAAGGAAGAUUCGAUGAAGCCGGAAACUUUGUUAGGAAAGCUGCGGAUCCGGAUGCCAAGCACGAUGCAUGGCUGGAAGGCGUCAGCAAAAAGGAGAUGAAGAAAGCAGCAGAAGCACACGAGAGGAGGGAAGCAGAGUUACGGCAAAAGAGACUCGAAGACGAUGCUCUCCUGCUCCCAGACAUCUUGCGAACAUUGAUCUUACGGUUGGAGAAAGGGGAAACGGUUCUAGAAGCUCUGGCCAGAUUAGGGAAGAACCAAACAAAAACGAAGAAGGUCCCGAAGUGGAAGCUAAAGAAGCAACGGCAGAACAGCAAUGAUAUGGACAUUGACACAGAAAAACCAACAGAAGACCCUGAGCAAGUUAAGAUUCGAGAAGCUGUCAACGAGAUUACGGGAGCUGCAGAUCAGCUGCUUACGAGAGGGCAAACGGAGAUCUAUGAGCAGGAAAGGGAAAUGCUCAUCAGGCAGUACCGAAGGGAGACAGGUGAAGACUGGGUUGAGCCACCAGCUGAAGAAAAAGAGGAGAAACUUGAUGGCUCGAGACCUGUGAAAAUGUGGGAGUACAGGUGGACAGAUGGGCGUGAUGGUGCUGCAAAACAAGGCCCAUAUGAUGGAGCAACAAUGGUGGCGUGGCAAGAUGCGGGCUACUUUGGUGAAGGCGUUGAAUUUCGGAGAGUUGGGCAGCAUGGGUCUUGGGAAAGGGUGGUGGACUUUGUAUGA
This is a messenger RNA of Hyaloscypha bicolor E, 1483 nucleotides long. RefSeq lists its product as uncharacterized. The transcript has a single exon. Gene Ontology annotation, cellular component: U5 snRNP. The record is from RefSeq and is a predicted model, not a curated record. Gene Ontology annotation, molecular function: protein binding. The coding region runs from base 44 to 1483 and encodes 479 amino acids. Lineage: Eukaryota; Fungi; Ascomycota; Leotiomycetes; Helotiales; Hyaloscyphaceae.